AUGAAUUCUGUUCAGAAAAUGCUAAGUGAAAAAGGAAAAUUAAUUUUUAUAGUUCAUAAAUUCAAGUUUAGUUUUCAUAAACUCCUCCAAAAUGGCCAACAUCGGUAUAAAUGUACUAAAAGAGGAUGCACUGACAAUUUAAAAGUAUUGGAAAAUGAAGAUAUCGUGUGGACAUCAUCCAAUCUAGAACAUAAACAUGAGGCGGACGAAGAAAAUAAAAUUGAACGUCAAAUAAUAAGCAAUAAUUUGAAACGUAAGGCCACUGAAAAUUUGUGUGAACGCCCUUCCAAGUUAUUACAUUCAUAUUUACGGGAGAAUAAUACAAAUGCAAUUACAACCAAAGAUGUAACAUAUAUAAAACACAAUAUAUUUCAAGCUCGAGCAUCUUUACGACCAAAUUUGCCUCGUAGUAGACAAGAGGUGCAUGAUAUUUUGAAAGAUAUGGACGUAAAAACAUAUGAAGGUAAUACAUUUUUGCAAGUUAAUAAUGCAGAAAAGGGGAUUUUAUUAUUUAGCACGGAAGACAAUUUAGAAUUUUUAAGUAAAUCAACUACAUUUUACGUUGAUGGAACAUUUUCGUACUGUACACAGUUUUUUUACCAAUUUUUCACAAUUCAUGUAAUAAAAAACAAUCAUUAUGUACCUUUAGUUUUCACUUUACUCAAAGACAAAAAACAAGAAUCUUAUGCAGAUAUUUUUCGAAUUAUUGAUAACUAUUGUUUAACUUAUAAUAAUGAGUUUAAUUUAGAAAGUAUUUAUGUUGACUUUGAAACAGGGGUGUCAUUUCAACUUUUCAAUAGGGAUGCAAACAUUUGA
Macrosiphum euphorbiae (potato aphid) is the source of this 816-nucleotide messenger RNA. NCBI's taxonomy places the organism in Eukaryota, Metazoa, Arthropoda, Insecta, Hemiptera, Aphididae. The record is from the annotation of a GenBank genome assembly.